AAAGAACAGCGCGCUGAAGGACACUUCUUUUCAAGAGCCCUAGCUCUAGUCUUCUUAUCUGUAGAAUAAAAAUAUUCUAGGAUAAGGAAUGGCCAGCUCUGAAUUUACAUAUAAACUGACUGAUGAGGACAUAAAAAAUCUGAUACGGCUGCGGACCACAAACGCGUUGCUGUUUACCAGGAAAAGAAAUGCAGCCAAGGCAGCUUGGAGCGCAAUUAUUAGGGAGUUGGGUUUGGACGACAAAGUAACAGUUGAACAGAUUGCCAAGAAAUGGGAAAACCUAAAGCUAAAAUACAAGGAAAUAAAAUAUCCUCCUCCUGGAAUGGAGGCCGUCGCAAGGUCCUCUCAAUGGAGAUGGUUUAAACUCCUGGACGAAGCAUUAAAGGAUGAGUUUACUCCCGAUGACAGCUUUCACUCAAUGACAUCAUCAGCAGGCGACGAAGACUGUGGCCCACAGGCCAGCAAGAGGAUAUGCCAGGUGAAAGUAGGAAGUGAUGUAUUAGAACUUCUGGUGGAUGAUGACAGUAUAACACGGGUUGGGGAUUCUGGACCAACCGUGCUGAGUCAGGAGAGGCUGCUGGGUGAGGAGAACCCUACGAUGCUGUCAGGCCUGGACAUUGAGCGGGCCAGAUUAGCCCAAGAACGACAGCUUCUCGAGAAGGAGCUUGAAGAGCUGGACAGAGAAAGACUGGUAUUAGACAGAGAGAAGGAUCUGGCAGACCGGGAGAAGCUGGCGCUCCAGAGAGACCGGGCGCAGUUGGAGAAGGACAGAGCCGCGGUGGACAGAGACAGAGCGUCGCUGGAACAGGACAGAGCCCGGCUGGAGAAAGACAGGGCAGCAUUAGAGAGGGACAAGGCGGCACUUGUGAGAGACAGAGAGACUCUGAAAGCAGAGAACCAAGCAAAAAACUCUACAGAAUGCAGUCUAGACACUCCACAUGAGAAGAACAGAGAGAAACUAAUUCUUUUGUUUGAGAGACUGGUUGAAAAGUUUUGAGAUUACAACAGUCUGGUGUUAUUUUGUUAUCAGAGGUUAAACUGGGUAAUUUUUUUCCACUAUAGUUCCAGGGUUUUUUCUUCUUCAUUUUUUUUCCAUUUUCUUCCACAUAAGCAGUUUAAAGUCAGAUUUUAAGAUUUAUAAAUGUUCCAAACCUCUUUUGGGUCGAUUUCCCAAGCAAAGAUCAAGCCUAGUAUUUGACUAUAAAGUAAUAUUCAAGCAACAAUGAUUUACAUCUUUUUUUUUUUUUGCGAACUGGCCCAUUGUAAUAAUAUCUGACAUUAUUCACCAACGUGUUUGCAUUGUGUUGCUACUUGUAGAUUUCAUUCCAGGGAUAUCAGCUGUUUAAAAUUCUGACUGUCAGAUUAUGUACAUGUAUUUGUACUUGAAUGGAAAUAUUCCUUGCUGAUUGUUUGUUCAUCCUUUGUUCAUCCUUUGUUAAAGGAAAAUAUCAAAAGCCUUAUUGUAAAUAUGGAAGAAAGUACAGUGUUUGGAAUAAAUCAGUUGUAUGUUCUUAAAUCCCGGUUUGGCUCAUUGUGCCUGCUGUUUUUAUGACCAGGGCUGCUUAUCAUAAAAGCGGUUUAGAGCCAGCAAGCAGAAGAUGUAAACUGUGGAUGUGAUGAUAAAAUAUUUCUCUGGUACAUUAGGUGUACACUGUGUAUCAUACUUGCAAAUGGGAUUGGUAAACCAAAUAACCAGGGGUUUUCAAAUCCAGUCCUGAAGAGCUUGAUAAUUAACUGGUUGAUCUGUUCAUACAGUUACUAAUUAAAUAAUC
Ictalurus furcatus (blue catfish) is the source of this 1772-nucleotide messenger RNA. RefSeq lists its product as uncharacterized. The transcript has 4 exons. The record is from RefSeq and is a predicted model, not a curated record. Lineage: Eukaryota; Metazoa; Chordata; Actinopteri; Siluriformes; Ictaluridae. The coding region runs from base 89 to 997 and encodes 302 amino acids.